AUGUCGUUACUUCUCUCUCCUCCUCCUUUUUAUACCGCUACUUCUCUCUCCUCCUCCUUUUUUAUACCCGCUUCUUCUCUCCUCCUCCUUUUUUAUACCGCUACUUCUCUCUCCUCCUCCUUUUUAUAUACCGCUACUUCUCUCUCCUCCUCCUUUUUAUAUCGCUACUUCUCUCCCCUUCUUCAGUCUCUACUUCUCUCUCUUCCUCCUUUUUAUAUCGCUUCUUCUCUGUCCUCCUCCUUUUUAUAUCGCUACUUCUCUCUCCUUUUUAUAUCGCUACUUCUCUCUCCUUUUUAUAUCGCUACUUCUCUCUCCUUUUUAUAUCGCUACUUCUCUCUCCUCCUCCUUUUUAUACCGCUACUUCUCUCACCUCCUCCUUUUUAUACCGCCACUUCUCUCCCCUUCUUCAGUCGCUACUUCUCACACUUCCUCUUUUUUAUAUCGCUACUUCUGUCUCCUUUUUAUGUCGCUACUUCUGUCUCCUUUUUAUGUCGCUACUUCUCUCUCUCUCUCUCUUUUUUUAUAUCUUCUUUCUGUUCCUCCUUUUUUCUGUUUCUAUCGCUCUUUUCUCUCCCUUCCUCUUCUGUCGCUUCUUCUCUCUCCUUCCACUUUUUUCACCUACCUUUUUUCUCUUCAUUCUCUUCGCUCGUCUUCUCUCUCCGUCCUCUUCCCCUUCUUCUUCAUAGUUACUUCUCUCGGCUUCUCGCUCCUUUCUCUUUCAUCUUCUUUCUUUCAGUGUUUCUGCUCCACUUUCUUUUCUCUUUCUCUUUCGGUCUUCAUUCUCUAUUUCUAUCGCUUCCUUCUCUCUCUUUUCUUUUCUCUUUCCCUCCUUUUCUAUCACUACUUUUUUCUUCUUCUUUAUCAUCCCACUAUACGCUUUCCUUUAUCUUCUAUCCCUACUGCUCUCUUUGUCUUUUCUCUCCUUUCUCAUCAAUUUUUGUCUUUCCUAUUCUAUGUCUUUCUUUCUCACCUAAUGUAUCACUCUUUUUCCUUGCACUUCUCUUUCUCUUUCCCCUUGAAUCUCAACUUCUACCGCCUUCCUUUUCGAUCUCAACAUCCAUCUCCCUCCUUUUUUCAUCUCUUCUACUCUAUCCACCCCUUUCCAUCUAUACUUCUCUCUCCUCCAUUAUCUAUCUCUACUUCUCUCUCAUCCAUCCCCUCUCCUCUCUCCUCCCUUAUCCAUCCCCUCCACCCUUAUCCAUCCCCUCCACCCUUAUCCAUCCCCUCUUCUCUCUCCACCCUUAUCCAUCCCCUCUUCUCUCUCCACCCUUAUCCAUCCCCUCUUCUCUCUCCACCCUUAUCCAUCCCCUCUUCUCUCUCCACCCUUAUCCAUCCCCUCUUCUCUCUCCACCCUUAUCCAUCCUUUCUUCUCACUACCCUUAUCCAUCUCUACUUCUCUCUCCUCAUCCAUCUCUCUACUCUUUUCAUUUAAUCACUACUUCUCUCUACUCUUUUCAUUUAAUCUCUACUUCUCUCUACUCUUUUCAUUUAAUCUCUACUUCUCUCUACUCUUUUCAUUUAGUCUCUACUUCUCUCUACUCUUUUCAUUUAAUCUCUACUUCUCUCUACUCUUUUCAUUUAAUCUCUACUUCUCUCUACUCUUUUCAUUUAAUCACUACUUCUCUCUACUCUUUUCAUUUAAUCACUACUUCUCUCUACUCUUUUCAUUUAAUCUCUACUUCUCUCUACUCUUCUCAUCUAUUUCUCAUUUCCCUUUUCAUCCAUACCUUCCUUUUCUUCUUCCUCUGUUUCGCUCUUUUCUCCCUCUUUAAUUUUCCUUUAAUUUCUUUCUCGCGAUUUCUCUUUCUUUUUCUUUCUUUUUUUAUCUCAUUUUUUUCUGUUUUUCUUUUCUUCCUUUUCACUUUUUUCAUUUCCUUUUCGUUUCUUUCUAUUAUGAUAUUUCUCUUUUCUCAUUGUUCUCUUUUUUUUUCUCUCUCCUCAUAUUUAUUUCCUGUUUCUCAUCCACUCUUCUUCUUUCUCAUUUUUGAACAUCUUAUUUCUUACUUUCUCGCAUAUCUUUUAUUUUUCUCUCGUUCUCUCUUCUGUCCUGUCUCUCACUUGUCUUUCUCCCUCUUUUUCAUUCCCUGUUAUUUUUCUCCAUCAGUUUUGGACAUAAAAACACUGACUUUUGUUUUCUUUUUUGUUUCCUUCUCUAAGCGUCUCUGUCUGUCUCUCCUUUUCACUUGUCAAUCUUUCUUACUUAUUCUAGUUUUUCUCAUUCACUUCUUACAUUCAGUUCUGAACCACCUCUCUCUCUCUCUUUUUUUCUCACCCGUCUCUCUCUUUCUUAUUUUACUCUCACUCACUCACUUUUGUCAACUUUGCCCCUUCUCGUAUUUCAUUUUUCUCUCUCAUCUCUCUUUCUCACCUCUCUCUGUCUCUAAUUCUACUUGCUCUCAUUCACUCUGUAAUAAUCUUCUCUCUCCACCUCUCUCUCUCACACACAUCCGUCUAUCUCUUUUUCUGUUUCUCUUUCUAUUUAUACUCACUCACUUUUGUCUAUUAUCUUUUCUUCUCACAUUUAAUACCCACUUUCAUUUCUCUCUCUCUCUCUCUCUUUCCAAUUCUACUUACUCUCUCACCCAUUCGCUUUUGUCUAUUACCUUCUCUUUUGAGCUUUCUUCUCACAUUUAA
Messenger RNA from Acanthosepion pharaonis, 2634 nucleotides. NCBI's taxonomy places the organism in Eukaryota, Metazoa, Mollusca, Cephalopoda, Sepiida, Sepiidae. The record is from the annotation of a GenBank genome assembly.